UAUCAAUUGCGGAAUCCAGUGAAGCAUGAUGCGAUGAGAGGGGCAUAUGCUUUGCGGUGAAGCACGCCUUGUGGAAGGUGUGAAAGGAACGCCAAGGCUUGGCCCAGUCGCAUCAGGCAGGAACAAGAACAAAGCUGAUGGUACACCGAGAUGCGCCGAAGCGUGCGACCAUGCCAUAUGUUGCUCUCAAAUUCGAGAAGGGCCGUAGCGGCCAUUACGCCAUCGUUCGGAGGCGAAGACCUGGCUAUGCUCCUGAGUAUAGAAAGCCUGCAGUUCCCUUUAGCAGGUUGGAACAUCCACUACGACUCAACAUCGAUAACUGAAACCUCAAACUCUGACGCAAAUAGACCAGAUCCAGGAAUAUGGCGCCUUCUGAGUUGUACAAGCAUGGUCUGCUUGGAAUGCUUUUCCUUGCACCAACCCUUGUACAUGGCCAGAGCAGCAAAGCAGACAGUAUUCAGACCUGUCUCACAAGCGCAGGCGUACAAUCGACGAUAUCAACGGAUGAGACCUGGGCCAACGACACAGCGUCCUUCCAAUUCCGACUUCCACGACAGCCUGUCUCUGUCGCCUUCCCCGAAACCAAAGAUGAUGUCGCAUCAGCUCUCGGAUGUGCACGGAAUGCGUCAGUGAAGGUAUCUGUCCUUGGUCGUGGACAUUCCUUCCAAGGCUACAGCUUUGGAACCCCAGGCAAUCUUGUCAUCGAUAUGGGCGCAUUCACUGAAUUGAGCUUUGAUGAUUCGACGAACCAACUGACCUUCGGAGGUGGAUCGAACGUGGGACCUACUGCUAAGUACGUUCACGACAACUUUGGACGUCACUUUCCGCACGUGAGAGGUUCUCAUGUCGGCCUGACUGGAAGUUCGUUCGGCGGUGGCUUCGGCACGACUAGCAGGCUUCUCGGUAUCCCUUCCGACAAUCUCGUUUCUGUUGAGUACAUGCUUUACAACGGUACCAUUGUCAACGCUGGUCUUGGUUCGGAUCUCCUUUGGGCGGCUCAGGGCGCUGGCUCGAACUUUGGAGUUGCUCUUUCUGCAACGACCAAGACAUACGACCUUCCUUACAAUGGAGCCGUGAGCUACUCGAUUGCCAUUGGGGAAGUGGGCACUGAUGCCGCUUCUACUGCGCUUCUAGCGAUCCAAAAAUGGGUGCUUGAUGGUCAGGCGCCGGACACGCUCUCUCUGCGCUUCAGCUUGUCCAACUUCGCGUCUGCCGGGUUUUUCUAUGGCCCAGAAGCAGAUUUUGACUCCGCCAUCGCGCCACUUGUCGAAUCUCUCCAAUCUAUCAGCCCAGCUGUCAACCUCACAAAGACCAUUAUCCCAACGUUCUGGGAGUCGGAGGUAGCAGCGACUGGUAGUGGCAUGAACUUGCCGACUGGAGGCACGCUCGGUGGCCGCGCGUCACUCGUUCAGUCGUGGACCACGACCAAUCAGCACCCGUUCACCUUGACGCAAGCAAAAGCAUUGCUGGAUGGAUAUGAUUCACUCAACCGCACCGAUAUCACCGGUUCUGGGUUCCUCGAUCUGUGGGGCGGAGUCAGCCGUAACGUCGCCGACAGCGAUCACGCGUUCGCGCACGGCAACAACCUCUGGCUGGUCCGUGUUGAUGGAGUUGGAGCGGGUGGUGUCUGGCCGAGCGAUGGCGUUGCAUACAUGCAGAAUCUCUUCAAGCCGUUCGAGGAUACUUUAAUGAAGUCUGCUCCGCUCCGUAGUUUUGUGAACUACGUGAACUCGGAACUCAGCGUAAAGGAAUGGAGCUCUAGGCUGUAUGGUGCCAACUACGCAAGGCUUCGCAAGAUUAAGGCUGCCGUUGACCCUACAGAUCUCUUCUCUGGAUUCGGCCUCGCGAUCCAAACUACGAUAUCUAGGCGAUCCAGAUAGCACAAGGGUCGCUAAGCAAUAGCCUUCUCAGUGGAGGUUCAAACAUAUCGGAUUCAAUAACCCUAACUUCUGUGCAAGACAUGCCCUCGAGUCAAGUUGCGAAUCUACAAAAGCUUAAAGGUAGAGGAUAGCAUCAAAGUGCGCGAUAGAUGGACGGGUGAGAGGCGGCACGCCGCCCCG
Messenger RNA from Alternaria alternata, 2060 nucleotides. Its product is annotated as FAD-binding domain-containing protein. The transcript is spliced from 2 exons. The record is from RefSeq and is a predicted model, not a curated record. The coding region runs from base 363 to 1880 and encodes 505 amino acids. Gene Ontology annotation, molecular function: oxidoreductase activity; FAD binding. NCBI's taxonomy places the organism in Eukaryota, Fungi, Ascomycota, Dothideomycetes, Pleosporales, Pleosporaceae.